Messenger RNA from Spodoptera exigua (beet armyworm), 4050 nucleotides. The record is from the annotation of a GenBank genome assembly. Lineage: Eukaryota; Metazoa; Arthropoda; Insecta; Lepidoptera; Noctuidae.
AUGCGCGCUAUCCAAGGACACGCGCCGCGCCUCAGUCUGGCGGGAGGCAGCGCCGCGGCCGCCUGCCCUCUCGGACAUUACCUCCAUGUCCCACGAUGCGGAGUGCCGCAGUGGCAGACGCAAAGUGUACCACCGCCUCCACUAGAACCACCAGAAGAUUCAUUACCAGAUAUUAUAUCCUGUUCUAUUGCCAAGUCAACAAAAUAUUACUCGGAGCUUAGUGACGUUGACAUUCCCGGAUAUAUAGAUUUUGAAAGGGAUAAAAUACUACAAACCGAGCAUGAACACGGCUUAUUACCGACUACUUCUACAUUGAAGAAAGCUCAAAGAAGAGUCAGCUUUAAUCUUAAUACGACGAAGGCUGAAUUUGAAAGCAAUGAAUCGUGGUAUGAUUCUAUCUAUGGAAUAUCUGAUAUAAUGAUAUCGCCUUCGGUGGAAAAUAUAAUUGCGGACGUAGAUGAAAAUCUUGACGAUCAAGAUUAUUAUCCGUCUUGGUCUGAAAUACUAAUGGAGUGCGAAGUAAAUCAUAGUAAUAUUCAAAGUAAAGAAUCUUCACUGACAAGUGAAGAGCCUCCAGAGAACGAACUGCAGAAGAAUUCAGACCGCGUGCUUUCUGAGCACGAAUUGCGAGUCCAGAGGUCAUUGCAGAAGCUCAAUGUGCCGGAAUGGUACAAAAACGCACCAGCGCCCCGAGAGGGCUUCCUUCUCCGCAAACGACUGUCUGAUGCGUCCGCUUCGGCGGCGCGCUGGAGCGGACUUAACUCGAAGACUACAUCGCUGGGCAGCCUUGGAGGGAACCAGCAACCACCCCCACCCCAGCUAUCACCACACACCACCAGCUUCGGCAGAUGGUCUACUAGCCGGCUUAACUCUAACCAAACAUCCCCGUGCUCAUCAACCCGAAGCAGUAUUAGGGGCACGAGUCCUUUGUGCUCGCCCUCAGCGCGGUCUUCAUUCAGCGCGCGACAGCCCUAUCUCGGCUGGAGAAGUCAGGAGCGGCUUAACAGCACACCGCGAACACCACAUGAGAGGCUAGCAUCUUCAUUACUGCAGUCCACACCAAAAUCAGAGGCGUCUGAGGCGUCGAAAGCAUCAGAAGAGAUUCAGACUUCGAUCAAGGAAGUGACAUCAGCGAUUGUACACUACGUGUCAGGAUUGGAGCCUGCCAACGGUGAUAUCGACAGGCAACCUUCACCGAGGUCCAGUCAGAAGUUAUAUUGGCUCGAGAGCUCCUUUGUUGGCACGAAGCCCCUAGAGUCGCCGCAGACGCCACUGGUGGUGUCGGAGACCGUGACGCAGCCGCGGCCGCCGUCAUCGCUGCGCCUCGACCACCGAGCCGCGCCGGUACCUAGGUACCUAAUCACAGUGCAAGACUGGCAAGAUUCCCAACGUUCCCUGAACUUAGGUAUCACACGACCGUCUCCUGGCUCCACUACUCUCGAAGACGUUUUGGACUCGCUCUUGGGGUUGCCGUCACAGCCAGCGAGGAUACCUACGCCUCAGCCCAGUCCUAGGAAGGCUUCAAGUCCCUAUUAUUUGAUGGGUGGCAAGAGUCCUCGGUACGAACAACUGGCCAGUAGCGGGCAUAGCAGCGCCUCCCCUGCUUCGCGGUUCCUGGGCACCCCCAGCGAAGGGCACAGCUCUAUCACGGACAGCCCCGAACACGACCGACCAGGCAAGGAUACAGUUGAUAACCUGGGCGCCAUGCAAGAAUCGAGACGGCCACGUUCGGUGCAAGGCGAGCACUCUCGACGGAGAAGUGAGCCCUUUGCACAUACGAGUGUGUCUCUCGACCGGCGUACCAGCCUUGAUGCCGCAGCUUUACGCCCAAACGAUGCUCACUUAACUCACCACGAUUCCAGAGCUUCACUAGCUUCUUUGCAGACUGAAAAUAGUACUGACGAAGCCUUCGUCAAGUGUAAAUAUCCAAAAUGUCCUUCUCGAGCCCCAUUCCCUGAUGCCAAACGACACUACAAGACUUGUCAUAAUUGCACUACGAUGUAUUGCUCAAAGGAAUGCCGCAGGGCACAUUGGGAAAAGCAUAGGAAAGUUUGUUUACACACUCGCGCAAGCACUCUAUGCAGACAAAUCAUAUCAGCGGCAAAGGAAGACGCCGACGCUUUGCAUCAAAUUAGCACCAUAGCUCACAAAGGCUACUUAGCGCUAGGAAGAGGCGUUGUUAAAGUAUUCUUUACAAGUCCAGAAGCUGCAGAAAAGUUCACCACGCACGGCUACCAGUAUUUAAGUGAGCCAGAAUUUAUGAAGUGGACGUCUCUGCAGCCGAAUGAAAUGGGUGUUGAAUUAUACACAGAAGUAGUCAAACUUUGUAAAGCUUACAAUCCUGAGACGAGAGUGAUUUUAUAUGUGGCUGUGUGUAUUAUCAGUGAAGUGCCGACAAAAGGUGCCGUGAAAUGGGAAAGACAAAUGGUGUCAAGAUGUGCCAAACUACGUCUCAGUAAAACCGUUACCGCUGCCAUACAAGAACAAAAUAGAAGGCGACAUAGAAGAGACAGCAAGUCCACCCCAGAAGAUAGAGAAACCCUAAUACUAACUUCUAAAUUAAGUAACGCGGGUGAGAAAAACGCAGCAACAGCGCACAAGUUUCGACAAAUAUGUUUCCAAAACAUAUCGAAAGAGCUCGAAAGUAGAGGAGUGAAUUUGAAAAAGCAUUUCCCUGAAGUGUAUUCGAGAUUAGGGGCUUACGUGGACGGUACGAGUGAUAGGUUUAUACCUAUGACCAUUUACCCUAAAGAUGUGUCGAGUGGGAAGUCAUUCAUGUGUGUGAUCAUGCCGGAUAGUGAAGUAGAGAGCGUAACACCUGUAGAUGGUAAAGUAACAACAGUAGAUGUAGGCGUAGAUCGGUCACGACACCAGCUGUCUACUCCCAUGUAAGAAUGUUGCAUGAAUCGUAGCUCGUUACAGUAUGCCGGGAAUGGCAUGUAACAUAAUAUCUACCAAUAAUGGUAGCAAUGAAAAAGACAUUAAUGGUUAUUGGUGAUGAUGUAUUUCCCAGUACCAGUUCUUCUUAAAUAUUAUUUAAAUUUUAAUCUCCGAAUAUGAAUCUCGUGUGUGAAAUAAAAGUAAUGUUAACGUGCCCUUAAAUUGUAUUAUGAUUAAUUAUUAUUUUAGAUAAAUAUAUGAUGCUACAAACAUGCCUAUUAUAAAUAACGCGUCUUAAAACUGAGCAUGGUUUUUAAAUAUAAAUAAAUAUCUAUGUAAGUUUUUGAAUAAAUUGUGACGAGAUGUGGGAAAACAUUGUCUCGCAAGUCAAGCAAAAAUUAAAGCUAUUAAUUAUGACGCGUGUAAAAUAAAGUUUUUCUAACUUUGUACAAAAGAUAAAGAUUUAAAUGAGUAUGUAUCUGCUGGCUUUUAGAAAAUGAUAUGGGAAAAUAUUGUAGGAGUAGGUCACUACAAUCUUUUUGAACAAAGUUAGUUAAAACUAUAUACAUAAUUAGAUAAAUAGAUACACAAACACAGUUGUCGUGUCCCGAACAGUGCUUAAUAAUUACAUAUAUGUAUAACAUAAUAAUAUAUUAUUCCAUAUUUACCUCUUGUUAAUUUCCCGUUACUAAAUGUGCACUUAUGUUAAAUAAAUAUUAUUUUUUAAGAAAAAUAUAAGUCGUUGUGACGUGUGUUAUAAAAGUACAUUUUUAUUCUAAGGAUUUAGAGAUUGUUUCUACAAUUUUGACAAUAGUUUAAAUUAUAAAAUUAUAUUUAUUGCGAAGCCAUUAUAGGCACAGAGGGAUGUAUUUAAGAUUUUUUUAAAGAGAUGGAAUAUGCUUUUUAUUAUUCAGAAUAAAGUGAUUUUUUAUACAAAGCGUAAGCUUGUAAUGCAUGAGCGACUAGUGAGAAUAAAUACAAAUAAAACAAUUCUAGUGUUUUGUCUUUAGAUAGAUGAUUCAAUUAAGAUUUUUUUAAUGGAAAAUUUACACGUUUAGGUAUUUUUAGCAAAAUAUUGUUUUAUUGUGUGUACGAGUCGAUUGUUUUAAGUAACAAAAUGGCUCACACUUGUUUGUAAAGUGAUGUGGCGUAUUAGAAGACAGUUAACAG